Molecule: messenger RNA, 1683 nt
Organism: Exophiala mesophila
Lineage: Eukaryota; Fungi; Ascomycota; Eurotiomycetes; Chaetothyriales; Herpotrichiellaceae
Exons: 1
Coding region: 1-1683 (560 amino acids)
Cellular component (GO): peroxisome
Molecular function (GO): L-serine:pyruvate transaminase activity; L-alanine:glyoxylate transaminase activity
Source: RefSeq, a predicted model, not a curated record
AUGACAUCUACAGCAAGUACUAUCAUACUCUGUCCAACUUUACGCAAGUCCCUAGCAUCAAAUUCUAGGUCGUCACCGUGGUCAAUUUCUCCACUGCUAUCGCGGACUUCUCUGUGUUUUUCUCGCACUUCACUCCCCUCACUUCCGGUUCUGCAUCGGCACCACCUCUCAUUUUCCACCACUCACAACGCCGCUACACGGCCAUUAGGACCAAACAACACCUUUUUCGACCCCCAAAGCCCCUCCCCCACAAUCGCAAUCCUGGCUCCCAAUCGUCAGUAUUCGACAGCUUCAAAAGCAACGGCCACUGCCCGCCUUAGUCUCAUUUCAAGACAUUUCGAUACAAUUCACCCAUCCUCAUACCCUCCCAUCAACACACCUUAUACCACAGAACGAGCCUCGCUUCCGGCCUCCGACGACGACCUACCAUAUACUCCACCUGCCCCUCCAACCUAUACUCCCCUCCAUCGAUCACCUACCCACACUCAGACCCGACAGCUGUCCACCUCUUCAGCCGCCAGAAUGUCUUCACAGGAGCCGCACCCGUCUCUCCUCAUCCCGGGUCCCAUCGAGAUCACCGAUGAGGUCGCCCGGUCCAUGUCCCAUUAUGCCCAGUCCCACGUCGGCCAGCCGUUCGUCAACACCUUUGGCGAGACUCUCACUCUUCUGCGGGACCUUUUCCAGACCAAGAAUCCCAAGUCGCAGCCUUUGGUGAUUGCAGGCAGUGGUACAUUAGGAUGGGAUCUUGUUGCCGCCAAUCUGAUCGAGCCUGGCGAAGACGCUCUGGUCCUACACUCCGGCUAUUUUGCCGAUUCCUUUGCAGACUGCAUUUCAACCUACGGAGGCAAGCCGACUCAGAUCAAGGCCCCCAUUGGCGAGCGCCCUCAAUUACCCGAGAUCGAAGCUGCCCUAAAGGAAAAGAAGUACAAGGUGUUGACGGUGACCCACGUGGACACUUCGACCGGUGUCUUGUCAGCAAUCAAGCCUCUCGGCGAGCUCAUCAAACGCGUCUCUCCCGACACUCUCCUGAUCGUUGAUGGUGUGUGCUCGGUGGGUGGUGAAGAGCUCGAAUUCGACAACUGGGGAGUUGAUGUUGCAUUGACCGCCUCUCAAAAGGCGAUCGGUGUCCCUCCCGGUCUGUCCAUCACCAUGGUCUCGGAGAAAGCCAUGAAUGUCUUCAACACGCGGAAGUCGCCCCCCGGGUCAUACUAUGCAAGCUUCAAAAACUGGGUCCCUAUUCUGCAAAACUAUGAAGCAAAGAAACCCAGCUACUUUGCUACUCCACCCACUCAGUUAGUUCAGGCUCUGCAUACGUCGCUCAAACAGGUCCUUGCUCGGCCCAUCUCCGAACGCUUUGCCCAGCAUCAAAAGAUCAGCCAGUAUGUCAAGUCAGAGGUUACCAAGAUGGGCUUGAAGCAACUGCCCACCGACCCCGCCAAUGCUGCCAACACCAUGACGGCCAUUUAUUUACCCGAGGGCCUGACCCCACCUGAGAUUCUGCCCAAGCUGAUGUCCAGAGGAGUCAUCUUUGCUGGUGGCUUGCACAAGGAGAUUGCGUCAAGGUACAUUCGCUUUGGUCACAUGGGAAUCACGUCGACAGAUGAGGCACGGGGGGAGAUCGACAAGGCGCUGACCGCCCUCAAGGAGGGGUUGGCGGAGAUCGAUGCUGCUAAAAAGAAGUAA